CUCCCCACACCGGGAGCUCCCUCCAGGCAUGCCCGUGCCACCGGCGUGGAGCUCGGCUGUCCUCCCCCGGGGCCACGCAGCCCGCCUGGCCUCCUGCAGCCUCUCGGUGCCGAGAGAGGAUUUCCUCAGUGGGCAUCGACUGUGCCCGAACCCCACUUUCCGGAGGCGAGGAGGGACCGCCGUAGGGACACCUCCUGCCCCGCACAGCCGCUCCCAGCCUCCGGUGCGCGGCCAGAGGCGCAGGGGUACGGGAAGCGCCGCUGCCCACACUGUCGCCCCCUCCCCUGGGUCGGGGGCUUCCGGCGGAGUGGAGAGCUGAGGCAGACGGAUGGAGAGGAUCUCUCUACCCUUCGGGGGUCCCAAGAGUGCGGAGGAGCCGCCCAGGAUGGGGGGGGGCCCGCCCGCCGUUGCUGUGCCCCCCGAGCCCUCGGCACGGCGCUCACCUGCGAGGUCUCCGCCGCCAUUUCUCCGCCCAGCCCCGACGGCAGCUGAGCACUUUUCAAACUUCAGCCCUCCCGGGGAGCAGAGCCGCUGCCGCCAGCGCCCUCUCGUGGGUGCGGGCCCGGGAGACCUGCCGGCGGGCGGCCCCGCGGGAGUGCGGAGCGUCCCCGCCCCUUACCAGCCCACCGCCCGGCCCGCCGCGGCUCCGGCUCCGGCUCCGGCUCCGUACCGGAGCUCGUCUCGCCGCCUUCGCCCUCCCCGAAGAGAAGUAAGCAGGCGGCGGGACCCGCGGCGCGCAGGGAUGGCGGCGGGAGGCAGAGAGGCGACAGGCCGGACGCGGAGAAGACCGAGUUUUAGGCUCCAUACCGACUCGUACCGGGCGUUUGCUUGCGGGUGAACGAGCGAAACGCAACUCUCCGUUAGGAGCUUCCCUGCAAGGGGCGGCGCCGGACUCCAGCGCUGCUCUCGGGCUCAUCUGUCCUCUGCAGAACUGCCCCUCUGCGUGCGGGAUCUGGCGGUUCAGCUGAGCGUUUGAGUGACAAACUAACCCAAGUGCGUUGGCAAGGCUGGCAGCAAUGCCCAGCUGCUGCUGCACUGCCAUCACGCAAGGCAGCACCGAUAGCAGCGUGACACGUGCCAGGGUUCACAAGUGAGGGAUGCUUCCUACUUCCAGGGGGUGACGACCACCGCUUCUGGGGUCCCUCCACAGCAGCACUGAAGAGCUGUACCACUGCACCAGGGCAAUUUUUCAG
This is a messenger RNA of Pogoniulus pusillus (Red-fronted tinkerbird), 1193 nucleotides long. RefSeq lists its product as uncharacterized. Lineage: Eukaryota; Metazoa; Chordata; Aves; Piciformes; Lybiidae. The coding region runs from base 329 to 838 and encodes 169 amino acids. The transcript has 2 exons. The record is from RefSeq and is a predicted model, not a curated record.